Messenger RNA from Sarcophilus harrisii (Tasmanian devil), 3068 nucleotides. It is a transcript of the gene NOM1, whose product is annotated as nucleolar protein with MIF4G domain 1. Gene Ontology annotation, cellular component: nucleolus. The coding region runs from base 85 to 2754 and encodes 889 amino acids. The transcript is spliced from 11 exons. Gene Ontology annotation, molecular function: RNA binding; protein binding. The record is from RefSeq and is a predicted model, not a curated record. Lineage: Eukaryota; Metazoa; Chordata; Mammalia; Dasyuromorphia; Dasyuridae. Gene Ontology annotation, biological process: ribosomal small subunit biogenesis.
CCGACGCCAUGAAGAUGGCGGCGCCCAUCUGCGCGUGGUAGCGUCGGGUCCGGACUAGGGCCGGUGGCCCCGAAGGAAGGAGCCAUGAAACGCAAAGCCGGCCAGGGCCGCCACGGCGGCGCGAUGAAGCGGCUGCGGCUGGCGGUGCAAGAGUUCGUGCACGCGGCCGCGGGGGACAAGGCCCCCGGCGGCGAGGAAGGCGCGGGCCACGCCGGGCGACCACGAGCGGCCCCGCGGCCCGGCGGAAAGAAGCGCCGCAAGGAGCAGAAGAAGGAGAAGCGGCAGCUGAGGAAAGCCCGCCGGCUUCAGCUGGCCGGGGGGGCGGCCGAGGCCCCGGGAGACGCUCAGCUGGGGAAGAGUAAGAAGCCGGCGGGCGCAGCUGCCCCGGGAAAGCCGCAGAAGCCGGCGGGCGCAGCUGCCCCCGGAAAGCCGCAGAGGCCGGCGGGCGCAGCUGCCCCCUCAGCCCCCGCAAAGCCGCAGAGGCCGGCGGGCGCAGCUUCCCCCUCAGCCCCCGGAAAGCCGCAGAGGCCGGCGGGCGCAGCUGCCCCCGGAAAGCCGCAGAGGCCGCCGCCGCCCCCGGCCAAGGACAGGCCUCUCCGCGAGCCCGCGCAGGUCCGGACGCCCGGUGCCGCCGCCGCCGCGGCUCGGAAACGGGCCCUUCUGGCGGCCAACGAAGAAGAAGAGCGCGAGAUCCGCAAGCUGGAGCGCCGCCUGGGGCUGAGCAAGCGCCGCCAGAGGAAGAAGGGCCAGGGCGAGGAUGGCUCCGCCGCCGCGGCGCUGCCGUCCAGCUUCGUCCGGGACGGCUUGGACUACAUUCUCGGGGCGCUGGGGGCCGGCGGCGCCUCCGCCUUGUACGAGGAGGGGGACGGGGAGGGGACCGGGGUCCCGCUGCCCUCCGGGGGAAGCUCGGAUGAAGGCUCGGGGACGGACAGUGAGGAUGGGGACGAGGAGGAAGAGGAGGAGGAGGAGGAGGAAGGAGACGAGACUAUUCUGGAGGAAAGUCUCCUAGAAGAGGAGGAAGAGGAAGAGGAGGAGGAGGAGAAAAAGGAGGAAGAUGACGCAGACCCUCGGGUAGAAACCGAAAAGAAAAAGGCGAAAAAGCGAGUGCGUUUUGCGGACCCGGAGAGUAUGGACUCCUCCCCCGAAGAUGACAGCUCCCCCAAUGAGGUUCUUUGUAAAAGUACAAAGUAUAUUCCGCCUCAUGUGAGAAGAUUUGAGGAAACAGUGGAUGCCAAAAAGAAAGAAGAACUAGAAAGGUUAAAGAAAAAUGUGAAAGGUCUAAUUAACAGGUUGAGUGAACCUAAUAUGGCUUCUAUAAGUGGACAGCUUGAAGAGCUAUACAUGGCGAACAGUAGAAAGGAUAUGAAUGAUACUUUGACAGAUGUUCUUAUGAAUGCUUGUGUAACUGAAGCUAUGAUGCCUGCCAGGCUGAUGAUGGAGCAUGUCCUUUUGGUUAGCAUUCUUCACCAUACUGUAGGAAUUGAGGUUGGUGCUCAUUUUUUGGAAGCUGUAGUGAAGAAAUUUGAUGAAAUACAUAAGACUGGUAGUGAGGGAAAAGAAUGUGACAACCUCUUUGCCAUAAUUGCCCAUCUAUAUAACUUCCAUGUGGUACAAUCUCUACUCAUCUUUGACAUUCUAAAAAGGCUUGUUGGAACUUUCACAGAAAAGGACAUUGAAUUGAUUCUCCUAAUGCUGAAAAAUGUCGGUUUUUCCUUGAGAAAAGAUGAUGCAUUGUCCCUGAAGGAACUGAUCAGUGAAGCCCAGACCAAAGCCAGUGGAGUAGGCAAGAAGUUUCAAGAUCAGACAAGGAUUCGAUUCAUGCUUGAGACUAUGUUGGCACUAAAGAAUAAUGACAUGCGCAAAAUUCCAGGCUAUGACCCUGAACCUGUAGAAAAACUAAGAAAACUCCAGAGAACAUUGAUUCGAAAUAGUAGUUCUGGUAAGGAAACUCAACUUCGAGUCUCUUGGGAAAGCCUUUUGAAUGCAGAGCAGAUUGGCAGAUGGUGGAUUGUAGGGUCAUCAUGGAGUGGCGCCCCAAUGAUCGACAGCAGCAAUAAUAGCCAGUCGAAACAACUUAAAGGAACGGUUAGUUCAAAGAUACUUGAGCUUGCCAGAAAGCAGAGAAUGAACACUGAUAUCAGAAGAAAUAUUUUUUGUACGUUAAUGAUUAGUGAAGAUUUUUUGGAUGCAUUUGAAAAGCUUCUAAAGCUUGGACUCAAGGAUCAGCAAGAAAGAGAAAUAGUUCAUGUCCUCAUAGAUUGUUGCCUACAAGAGAAAGUAUAUAAUCCUUUUUAUGCAUAUUUGGCUAGCAAAUUUUGUGAAUAUGAAAGGAGAUUUCAGAUGACAUUCCAGUUCAGCAUAUGGGACAAAUUUCGGGAUUUAGAAAAUCUGUCAGCUACUACAUCUUCUAAUUUUAUGCAGUUGGUGGCCCACUUGCUGAAGAAAAAAUCACUUCCACUUUCUAUUUUUAAGGUAAUCGAAUUCAGUGAAUUGAACAAACCUAGAGUCCAUUUUUUACGGAAAAUAUUAUAUGUGUUAUUAAUGGAAACAGAAGCUGAAGAACUUACCACAAUAUUUGGCAGAGUAUCUGACAACCCGAAGCUGAUAAUGUUGAGGGAAGGUUUGAAACUUUUUAUUAGCCACUUCUUAGUGAAGAAUGCACAAGCCCAAAGUGCCGAAGAAGCCAAUUUACUUAAAGAAAGAGCUGAACUUGCAACAAAAUCUUUACAAGGAAAAUCAUCCUUAAAAAUGUAAUAUUGGGGAAAACUGUCAUGAUUGUUGGUAAAACCAGAAAAUCUAUAGACUUGCGAGCCAACAUUUCCACAUAUAAGAACUAUGAGUGAGACUAUACAAGAACUUAUUUAUUUUUAAAUAUCUUUGUUGUAUGUAUAUAAAGUAUAUUAGGUAUGACAUAUACAGUUUUUAUACUGAAAAUGGUUUUCUGUUGCUGGAUGUAAUGAGACCUUCAUACAAAUUAAAGAGUAGACCACUAGAUGGUGCAAUAAUCCUGAAAAAAAAUCAAUGUCGUUAGUGACUAGAUGUUUUUUAUUUUAAAAAAAUUGUUUCAA